Molecule: messenger RNA, 470 nt
Organism: Aedes albopictus (Asian tiger mosquito)
Lineage: Eukaryota; Metazoa; Arthropoda; Insecta; Diptera; Culicidae
Product: enhancer of split M1 protein-like
Exons: 2
Coding region: 95-403 (102 amino acids)
Molecular function (GO): protein binding
Source: RefSeq, a predicted model, not a curated record
CUUACUGAAUGAAGCCAUUCAUGCUGUAACCGGUUUUGAUAUCUUUUCGGGUUCGUUGCAACGUCGAGAAGCACCUUUUUUAAAUUAUAUAUAAAUGUGCCUUGCGUUCGAACCGUUCAGUGCAUCCCGAAAGUCAGCGGAAAUGAACAGCUACUCAGUUUUCCUUCUGUUAGUUAUAACGCUUGCCGCGGUGACCCUUCAACUAUCCAGCGCCGAAGGUAACUGUCCGAUGCCGUGCCCACACAUAAUGGAUCCCGUUUGCUCAACUGAUGGUGCGCAAAUAAGGCGAUUUUCUAACCGAUGCCUUAUGCAGGCAUACAACGAGUGCGAAAGCGAAAACGGUAAAACUUAUCAGGAAGUCGAUGCAGCUCACUGCGGCGACGACGAUGAUAAUUGGAUUUAAUUGGAAAUCCAAUACGCAGUAGUUUCACACGAAUUAAAAAAAAACCUUGUUUCUUAAAAAAUAAAAC